Erigeron canadensis is the source of this 2673-nucleotide messenger RNA. Its product is annotated as ATP-dependent zinc metalloprotease FTSH 11, chloroplastic/mitochondrial. Gene Ontology annotation, molecular function: ATP-dependent peptidase activity; ATP binding; ATP hydrolysis activity. The record is from RefSeq and is a predicted model, not a curated record. Gene Ontology annotation, cellular component: membrane; chloroplast thylakoid. Gene Ontology annotation, biological process: proteolysis. The transcript is spliced from 17 exons. Bases 179 to 2551 code for a protein of 790 amino acids. Lineage: Eukaryota; Viridiplantae; Streptophyta; Magnoliopsida; Asterales; Asteraceae.
UGGGAGGGAUAAGGUUUUCUUCUUUGUCUCCUAAUAAUAAUAAUCCAUCCUCUUCUCUCCCAUUAAUUUUUUUUUCUGCCAAAACUUGUGUGGCUCUUACCUCACCUCACCACCCCCCUCCUUUGAUAAUAAAAAAACCCUAAAAUUAUAAUAUACUGCACUAAUUAUCUGUGAAUAAAUGUCUGCUCUUCAAGCUCUUCUCAUCUGUAAACCCCCAAUUAUCUUUAACAAUAAUAAUUAUAAUACUAUCUUAUUCCCACGCCCUCAAUUUCACCAUUAUCAUCAAUCUUUAAAGUUGGGUUCUUUUACUUCAACAAGUUAUCGCAGAAAGUUUCCAUCUUUUUCUGCAUUGCAUCAAGAUAAUGUCGAUUUCGAUUUAUCCUCUUCAAUUAGAAAUGAUGGUAAAAGUAAUCAUAAUCUAAUUCCGGACGAUAAAGUUACUGACUUUAGGGGAGGUGAUGAAGUUUCUAAUAAUAAUAAUAAUCAAGAAACUUUGAAUGAAGUUGAAGUUGGGAAAGAAAAGGGGAAAUUACCAAUUCUUGUGUUUAUGCUGGGAUUGUUUGCAAAGAUAAAGAUUGGAUUUGAGAAAAUGUUGUUAUCAGAUGGGUUUAGUUGGUGGCCCUUUUGGCGGCAAGAAAAAAGAUUGGAGCUUUUGUUUUCCGAAGCUGACUUGAAUCCUAAGGAUGCUUCCAAGCAGACUGCCUUGUUGGUUGAGCUCAACAAACACAGUCCAGAGUCCGUUAUCAGGCGUUUUGAGCAAAGACAGUAUGCAGUGGAUAGUAAAGGAGUUGCAGAAUAUAUUCGAGCUCUUGUAGCCACGAAUGCUAUUGCUGAGUAUCUUCCUGAUGAGCAAUCUGGAAAGCCUUCCGGUCUUCCUGCACUGCUACAAGAACUGCAGCAACGGGCUUCAGGAAAUUUAGAUGAGUCCUUUUUAAAUCCUGGCAUAUCCGAGAGGCAGCCAUUGCAUGUAAUGAUGGUUGAUCCAAAAGUGUCAAAUAGAUCAUCACGUUUUGCACAGGAGCUCAUCUCUACGAUACUAUUCACUGUUGCCAUUGGCUUGAUGUGGGUGAUGGGUGCUGCCGCACUUCAGAAGUACAUUGGUGGUUUAGGUGGUAUAGGAGCUUCUGGUGUUGGCUCGAGUUCUUCUUACACCCCGAAAGAAUCAAAUAAAGAAAUAGCUCCUGAGAAGAAUGUAAAGACAUUCAAGGAUGUUAAGGGUUGUGAUGAUGCUAAACAAGAGCUUGAGGAAGUGGUAGAGUACCUCAAAAAUCCUGGGAAGUUUACUCGACUUGGUGGGAAGUUACCAAAGGGGAUACUUCUGACUGGGGCACCUGGAACAGGGAAAACUCUACUUGCCAAGGCUAUUGCUGGAGAAGCUGGGGUUCCUUUUUUCUACAGAGCAGGUUCUGAAUUUGAGGAAAUGUUUGUUGGUGUUGGUGCUCGACGUGUGAGAUCCCUGUUUCAAGCAGCAAAGAAGAAGGCUCCAUGCAUAAUUUUUAUUGAUGAAAUAGAUGCAGUCGGUUCCACUCGUAAGCAGUGGGAAGGUCAUACAAAGAAAACAUUGCAUCAACUGCUUGUGGAAAUGGAUGGGUUUGAACAAAAUGAGGGCAUAAUUUUAAUGGCUGCAACAAACUUGCCUGAUAUUCUUGAUCCAGCUUUAACAAGGCCUGGUAGAUUUGAUAGGCAUAUUGUUGUUCAAAAUCCAGAUGUGAAGGGUCGUCAAGAGAUUCUGGAUCUGUAUUUACAGGAUAAGCCACUUGCUGAUGAUGUUGAUGUGAAGGCAAUUGCACGCGGUACCCCAGGGUUCAAUGGAGCAGAUUUGGCAAACUUGGUUAAUGUUGCCGCCAUCAAGGCUGCUGUUGAAGGCGCUGAGAAAUUGAAUGCCUCACAGUUGGAGUUUGCAAAGGACAGAAUAAUUAUGGGUACAGAGCGGAAAACUAUGUUUAUAUCUGAAGAAUCAAAAAAGUUGACUGCUUACCAUGAAAGUGGUCAUGCAAUAGUUGCCUUGAAUACGGCUGGUGCACAUCCAAUUCAUAAGGCAACAAUCAUGCCACGUGGAUCUGCUUUGGGAAUGGUCACUCAGCUGCCAUCUAAUGAUGAGACAUCCAUAAGCAAGAAGCAAUUAUUGGCACGUCUUGAUGUUUGUAUGGGUGGUCGAGUUGCAGAAGAGCUGAUAUUUGGCCGCGACCAUAUUACUACUGGUGCUAGUAGUGAUCUUCAGUCCGCUACAGAACUUGCUCAAUAUAUGGUAUCAUCUUGUGGUAUGAGUGAUGUGAUUGGGCCUGUUCAUAUAAAGGAGCGACCAGGCUCCGAGAUGCAAUCACGUAUCGAUGCUGAAGUUGUCAAACUCUUAAAAGACGCGUAUGAACGCGUGAGGUCCUUGCUGAAGAAGCACGAGAAGUCAUUGCACGCUUUGGCAAAUGCGCUUUUGGAAUAUGAGACUCUAAACGCAGAAGAAAUAAAGCGGAUUCUUGUUCCAUACCAAGAAGGACAAGGAGUUAUACCUGUACAAGAACUACAACAAGAGGAAGGAGAGCUUGUAUUGGCAUAAUAGAAGGUAGUAAAACAUGUAUUAUUGUGAUUUAAGUGUAAUCAAUGGGGGACUAUGUACAGUGUUGUAUACAAAGCAAAUUAUUAAUUAUACAAAAGAAUGCGAUUCUUUCCCCAUGACCA